UUGCUGCCCGGCGUUGAGUCGCUCACGUGAUUAGGACCACUCAGGUGGCCCUGUGGUUCGUUUUCCAGGAGGUUCUGGUGAUCCGACGUGAAGGUGAGCCCGAUGGCUUUCGAGGAUGUGGCCGUGUAUUUCUCCCAAGAGGAGUGGAGUCUCCUGGACACAGUGCAGAGAGCCCUGUACCGGCAGGUGAUGCUGGAGAACUUCGCUCUUGUGGCCUCCCUCGGACUCUCUGCUUCCCGACCUCAUGUGGUUGUCAAGCUUCAGCGUGGUGAGGAGCCCUGGGUCCCCAGUGGGAUGGCUAUGACCUCAGCCAGGAACACACAGAGAAGGCCCAGUCCUAGAUCCCGACGCCCAGCAGAGAACAGAGAUGCUUCUGGAAAAGCAGCACUGCCAACAACUUUCCUCAGUAGCCCCCCUGGAGCAUCUUCUAGUGUCCUGCCCACUGCUGGUGCCUGCCACGCUGCAGGAAUCCAGGAGAGAAAACCCUCAGGGGUGUCGGUGAUCUACUGGGAAAGGCUUCUGCUAGGCUCAGGCAGCGGUGAUGCCUGCAUCAGCCUGCGACUGACCUCGCCCCUGAGGGCUCCUGGGGGCAGCCCGUCCACGGGCUCGGCCCCUGCAGACUGUCCCACCCCGACCUCUGAGCGCCAGAAGCCAUUCCCACAGCCAUGCUCUGGGUCAGCUUUCCCAAGUGUUCCAGCCCUUGAUGCUGAUCGUGCCAGAGGGGAACGAAGAACGGUGGGUGCGACUUGGCAUGAGCUUCAGAGACUCCCGGAUGGCCAGGAUCCCCCAACAUGGCAGGAGCUGGGUGAGGCCCUCCACCCUGGCUCCGGCAGCCACUCUGGGGAGAAACCCUUUGAAUGCCGAGCGUGUAGCAAAGUGUUCGUGAAGAGUUCCGAUCUUCUCAAGCACCUGCGCACGCACACCGGGGAGCGGCCAUAUGAGUGUGCCCAGUGUGGCAAGGCCUUCAGCCAGACGUCACACCUGACGCAGCACCAGCGCAUCCACAGUGGUGAGACACCCUAUGCGUGCCCAGCGUGCGGCAAGGCCUUCCGCCACAGCUCCUCGUUGGUACGGCACCAGCGCAUCCACACGGCUGAGAAGUCCUUCCGCUGCAGUGAGUGUGGCAAGGCCUUCAGCCACGGCUCCAACCUCAGCCAACACCGCAAGAUUCAUGCCGGUGGGAGGCCCUAUGCCUGCGCACAGUGCGGCCGCCGCUUCUGCCGCAACUCUCACCUAAUCCAGCACGAGCGCACACACACAGGCGAGAAGCCAUACGCGUGCACUCUCUGUGGCGCUGCCUUCAGCCAGGGCUCAUCGCUCUUCAAGCAUCAGCGCGUGCACACUGGCGAGAAGCCCUUCUCUUGCGGGCAGUGUGGCCGCGCCUUCAGCCACAGUUCCAAUCUGACACAGCACCAGCUACUGCACACUGGCGAGCGACCCUUCCGCUGUGGAGACUGUGGCAAGGCCUUUGCCAAAGGCGCCGUGCUGCUCAGCCACCGGCGCAUCCACACUGGUGAGAAGCCCUUUGUGUGUACACAGUGUGGCCGUGCCUUCCGCGAGCGCCCAGCCCUCUUCCACCACCAGAGGAUCCACACAGGAGAGAAGACAUCACGGCGGCCGAGGAAUGGCCCACGCCCCCAGGCCAGGCCUCCUCCUGGGGUGUCAUUUGACGGUGUACCCCGGAAAGAAGCAGAGGGCACUCCCCCUCCCUGCCCACCAGCACCUCCAAACCCAGCUGAGACCUGAGGUCACAGCACCAGAUGUCUGCCUUUUCUGAAUCCCUUCUAAGGCCAUACAGGGCCAUGACCAUGCAAAGAAGCCUUGUGCACGUGAGUCUGGGGUGAGAGGGACUCUAGCGGUGCAAGGGUUUGUCACUUCAGCCACUGCAGAUCAUACCUUCCCCCAGAGGUCAUUUGCAGAAACAACAAGGCUGUGCUCCUGACAUCUGGGACUUGGGAGGGGCAGAAUUCACAGAGUCACAGCGGCCAACAAUGGCAAUCCAUUUUGAUGGUGCCACUUCAUGAGUGGGUGGCAUGGUGAGGAUGAUGAGUGGUGGUAUGGAGCACGGGCAAUCCAGAGAAGUUUCUCACAUUUGCAUACAGACACUGGGCAGGAUGCUGGGGAUAUUACCCACAGGCCUCUGUUCAUCCAAGCCUUCCUAUGUGCUAGCCCAGGAGAUAGGGUACAAGCCUCAGGCAGGUAGCUGACUCUGAGCUGGGCAGAAGAUUCGGGAACACCCUUUGGGUUGGCAGAUCCCCCGACAGGGGGAUACUAGUGAGAGCCACAGCUGCUCUGCCUUUUGGGCUUCUCUUGACAGCCCUACAAGGUAGCUGCCAUGGCUGCAUUUCCCCGUACCCACAGGGAGGAGGCAGGAGCCCAGCUGGACUGGCUCAGAGCCUGCCUGUGUGAGUCUGCCAGGUAUGAGGCCUGUGCCUGGCUCCCAGGAUGCACAGGAAGCCCUCAAAGGAACUUGUGACUCUCAGCAUUAGGAAAGCAACAUUGAGAAGGAUGGCUCCUGAUGACACUCAGUCACCUUUUCACCCAUUCCUUCGUGGUGGACAAGCCCUUAUUCCACCUCUGGUUACCAAAGUCAGUGUUACAGGAACCUUUACUUCCAAGGUGUUGGUUAUAGCUUCAGAGGAGACAAGAGAACGGUCAUUUGUGGCUGGGUUUGGUGGCCGUGUGCCCACCUCUUCUCUCAACCUAAUGGAAAGGUGGACAGAGCUGAAUUACCUAAGCCUGUGAAAUAGCCCCUGUGUAAGGGCUCCAAGUGAUGAGAACCGAAGAGCAGAAGGGUCCAGUUUGCUUCCUGUGGCCUUCAGCAGACCCAACCUGGGGCCUCACCUCCAGGGAUGUUAGUGACCAUACUAGAGAAAAAGACAGUCUACUAGCAUUUAUGACUUGGGAUGGAGGUAAGAUAACCUUAGCUUCCUCUUCUCCACUUCAGGGCAUGGUUCCAAUUUUCACAAGAAUUCAAAGAGGCUUUCUUAAAGAUUUCUUGUUAAUGUUAUUUUGUGAACAGUAACAGUCUGUCUUUUGUUUCACUUUAAUGCAAUGCAGAUAAUAUUAAAUGAAUGUACGCAGACAUACCAUCAGGGUGUUGUCAUAGACACCUGGGCAUUUGUCUUCAAACUGGGUCCCUUCAAGAGGCUCCUUCAAGGCCCUAAUGAGGGACUAGGGCGUCUCUAUCUGCUUGAUGUCCAGAAUGGAAAGAGGUGGCCAUGAGACCUGGUGGAUGGGUCAUGAAGAGUGGGGUGGCCUUUGUGGGAGGGUGGUGGGUAGGGAAAUAGGACAAGAGUGUGCUGGUGCUAAGGCAGAGUGAGCGUGACCACUUCCCAUUGACUCUAGCCCAGUGGGUGUAAGAAGUCAUUCCCUCCAAGACUUUUCAGCUGUCUCCUGGAGGGAAGCAGCACAGACAUGACUGUCCCUCCAACCCAUCAUUAGGACAAGACUGACCAUCUGCGUCUUAAGUUCCUGCCAUUUGGGGAAGUACGCAGGACACAACUUGUCAAGACCUUGCCAAGGCAGUGCUCUGUGCCAGUGCCCUAACGCCCUGUGGGCCCUGAGCCGCUGCCCCACUUUCUUGUACAGAUUCAGCCUGCAGGGCUAUGAAAUGUAGACAAGCUCUCGAUCCUGCCUGACCGAAAACUCUUCCUGGGAUUCUGUCGGAAUCAGGAGCACAGACAUCUGUCAAGCAACAGGGGGAUCCAGAGAGGUACAGGACACCCUUUUCCAUUCCUUGGUCAAAAGCUGCAGAUCUGAGCCCUCCUGAUCCCUCCGGCUGGCUCAGUGCCCUCUGCCGCCUCCCCAGCAGCCUGCCCCUAUCAGGCUUCUGUCCUCUGUGCCCGUCUACUGUCCCAAUCUGCCCUAAUAGCCUGACCUUGCCAGUGGCCCCAGCCUGGGCCCCCUCCUCCUGAAGCUUGCCCUCUUGUUUACCCGUCUGUAAUUUCUGUAGUCCUUUUGGACCAGCACUCUGCGUCUUAAUCCUGGAGUUUCCCUGACUGUAAAAGUGUUCCUUCAUUUUCUUGGUCAAAAUGUUGAACGGGGGGACUGGUGUGAUAGCCUAGCAACUAAAAUCCUCCCCUUGCAUGCUCUGGGAACC
Messenger RNA from Ochotona curzoniae (black-lipped pika), 4102 nucleotides. Its product is annotated as zinc finger protein 324A-like. Bases 103 to 1746 code for a protein of 547 amino acids. Gene Ontology annotation, molecular function: RNA polymerase II cis-regulatory region sequence-specific DNA binding; DNA-binding transcription factor activity, RNA polymerase II-specific. Gene Ontology annotation, biological process: regulation of transcription by RNA polymerase II. Lineage: Eukaryota; Metazoa; Chordata; Mammalia; Lagomorpha; Ochotonidae. The transcript has 4 exons. The record is from RefSeq and is a predicted model, not a curated record.